Triticum dicoccoides is the source of this 1400-nucleotide messenger RNA. RefSeq names its product laccase-15-like. The record is from RefSeq and is a predicted model, not a curated record. Gene Ontology annotation, molecular function: copper ion binding; oxidoreductase activity. The annotation marks the transcript as partial. Lineage: Eukaryota; Viridiplantae; Streptophyta; Magnoliopsida; Poales; Poaceae. The transcript has 3 exons.
GUGAAUGGUUGGGAAUGGAUCCUAUUGAAUUGGAAACGAGAAUUCAGAGCAGUAUUUUAAGUGAUGAGCCCCUUUCAGCUACAAUCAAUGGAAAGCUUGGAGACGCCAAUAAUUGUUCAGGGGUCAUCGAAGACAACUACAUUCUAAAUGUCGAGCAGGGCAAGACAUAUCUCUUACGGAUAGUAAACGCUGCGCUCCACUCAGAGUACUACAUGAAAAUCGCUGGGCAUACCUUCAUAGUGGUCGCUGCAGAUGCCAAUUAUGUGAAACCAUACACCACAGAUACAAUUGCAAUCGCGCCAGGUGAGACGGUGGACGCUCUGCUAGUUGCCGACGCAUCACCUGGCAGGUACUACAUUGUGGCGAACAGCAAGUCAAUGAGAGUGAAAACAAGAGGGAUUGUGUACUACAAUCCAAGCAAAAGAUCUGAUGACACUCAAGUAAUGGAGCCAGACAUGCCCGGUAAAGAUGAUGCAGCCGCAUCCUUCUACUUCCAUGGAAACUUGACCAGUUUGCCUCAGCCGCUUGCGCAACCGGUGCCAGCAAACGUUGAUGAGCAACUGUUCAUGGCCAUUGACACGACACACAUGUGCAGAGAAGGUGGAUCAGUCUGUGGUUUGGUGUCCCGUAUGAACAACAUCUCGUUCCAGCUUCCCCCCAGGAUACCAUUGCUCAAAGCGCACUACUACCACAAUGUGAGCAGCAGCGUAAGCACACUCCAAGAGUUCCCAAGCAUCAUACCACCUGGGUUAGUGUACAACGACGGCCAGACGUCCAAGGCGACAUCCGUGAGGAGGCUGCGGUACAACACCACAGUGGAGAUUGUAUUCCAGUGUCCUCCAGUGAUGUACAGCUACUCUAACCCUAUGCACCUCCACGGACACGACUUCUUUGUUCUCGCACAGGGGCAUGGAAAAUACGAUGCGGACAAGGAUAUGCAGACAUACAAUUUGGUGGAUCCACCCGUGAGGAACACAAUCCUUGUCCCAGUAGUGGGGUGGACUGUCAUCCGAUUCAUCGCAAGUAAUCCUGGGGUGUGGUUCUUGCAUUGCCAUUAUGAGAAGCACGCGUCGUCAGGCAUGGCAAUGGCAUUCAUGGUGGAGAACGGGCCGACAUUGGACUCCACUCUUCCACCACCUCCAAGCGACUAUCCAAGCUGUGAUGACCAAAACAAUGGUCUGGAAUUUGAGUAAUGGAAAUUAGUGUACUUAAAGUUUGAACAAAAUAUAUCAGCUUUAUGUGAUGAUAUGGUUAAUAAAUAUUUCAUGAUGAAAAGGGUUUUGUUAGCAAUAAUCACGACAUGCAUGUAUUAUAGGAGCUAUCCCAGUAGGACUAGAAGUCUUCACCAAAUAGGACUCUUAGUUAGCUAGCUUUACACCUAUCUAUGCAUGUGUACCCCU